Molecule: messenger RNA, 701 nt
Organism: Funneliformis caledonium
Lineage: Eukaryota; Fungi; Glomeromycota; Glomeromycetes; Glomerales; Glomeraceae
Source: the annotation of a GenBank genome assembly
AAAAGUAUGUCUCCGAAUUAGAAUCGUGUAAACAAUUAAAUGAUUUUUUGAGGGCCCGUAUUGAAGAGUUGGAAGUUAAUUCUUUGAUUAAAGAUCAGGAUAUUAAAAAACUUCAACAAGAACUUGAUGAUUUCAAGAAAGAAUUUCAAUCUAUCGUCGAAAAUUAUUACGAAAUCUUGGAUAAAAUAAAAGCAAAAUUGGAUAAACAAGAUGUUAAAUUAAAAGAACUGUUGAAACUUAAGAAAUCCAAGAAAAAAACUUAUCGGCAAUAUGACAACUAUUAUUAUUCUCAUGCGUACGAACCUUCGACAUAUUACCAUGAGGAUGAUUAUGAUAACUAUGAGGACUGUGAUAAUUAUGAUAAUUAUGAGGAUGUAUAUGAGAAUGAUUAUUAUAAUGAACAUUAUAAUAAAGAAAAUGAUUUCUAUGACGAAGAAGUAUAUGAACCUUCAAUAUAUGGUUAUCAAGAAGAUUAUGAUUACAAUUAUUACGAUGAUGAUGAAUUAUCCGAACCCUCAACUUUCCGUGAACGUUAUCAUUUUAAUUAUCGUGAUGAGGAUGAUGAUGAGGUGUAUCAGCCUUCAAUUGAUGAUAACUAUAUUGAGGAAGAAAUUGAAACUUCGUUUGAAGAUGAUGAUGUGCACCCAGUUAUUUCUUCUAUCUUGGAUAGUGUAAAAAGAUUUUUAAAUAAUCUAUUUUAA